AUGGAAAAAGCUCUGAAACUCAAAGAGAAGAAGCAAGGCCAAGCCAUGCAAACAUUGCAACAACAAGACUCUCAUCACUCUCAGGCUAAGCCUCCCAAACAAGGGCUAACAACAAUCACCACCCAUGUUGAGAGGCUCAAGUCUCCACCAGAAGACCAGGUCAAGCUAGCUGCCACUGCCAUCACCCUCAAUGUACGGUUGAGAUCAUCCGAUAUGCCAGCCCACAUGCAGAAUCAUGCUCUCCGCCACACGAGAACGCUCCUUGACUCAGCAGCAGCACCACCACCAGCCCCCAAAACUCGUCCAAACCCAACUCACCUAGCUCGGGCUCUCAAAAAGGAGUUUGACUCGGUGUAUGGACCGGCGUGGCACUGUGUUGUGGGAACGAGUUUUGGAUCGUUCGUGACUCACUCACCUGGUGGGUUUGUGUAUUUCUCUGUUGACGACUCGCUGUCGGUGCUUCUCUUCAAAACAGAGGUGCAGUUGGUCAAGGAAAAACCACAACCAGCACAAGCAGCAAAGCCUUAA
Messenger RNA from Prunus armeniaca (apricot), 528 nucleotides. NCBI's taxonomy places the organism in Eukaryota, Viridiplantae, Streptophyta, Magnoliopsida, Rosales, Rosaceae. The record is from the annotation of a GenBank genome assembly.